Messenger RNA from Rubroshorea leprosula, 980 nucleotides. The record is from the annotation of a GenBank genome assembly. Lineage: Eukaryota; Viridiplantae; Streptophyta; Magnoliopsida; Malvales; Dipterocarpaceae.
AGCCCUUUAUUUUUUUUAGAAAUUAAUCAGUUCUAUAGCAAGACGGGCAAAUUUCCAUUUUCAGAUCGAUCCAGCCUAUCCGACAGGAAGAAUUAAUGGCAGGGGGAGGAAACAGACGAGGACGAGGACGAGGACGAGGACGUCCGCCACUGCCCGAAGGAGAAAGGAAGAGGAGGAAAAAUGCACAUGAUAGGGAAAGUCGCGCAACUAUAAAGUUGGAAUGCGAAGUUUACAAGGCCUUCUGUGAGAUGCCCGUAAUUAUUGACAUGUUCAAACCCUUUAGUGAAGAUUACAUGAGGCGAAUAAAUGAAGAGAGUUUAGAUUUAGAGAUAGGUGUAAUUGAUGAGGGUAUUGAAGAUCAAGAGACGAAGGAAAAAUUAAAGAAGAUUGAUGAAGAUUUGAUGUUUUUUGAAGAGUGGGAGGAUUAUGGACCGAACCAUUUCCCAGAAGAGGAUCUUCAACUGCUUGGACAUUGUUUUCUUGAGAGGGGUGAGUCCAGCGGAACCGCACCUCCGGGAGAUCAUAGUGUUGCCAACAUGGCUGCCAAUACUUCUCAACUUCAGAUUGCAAAUAUCGGAACUAACAAUGUGGAACAAGAGGACAAUUUUGCUAAUCUGGAGAAUGAAGCUGCAGAGGCUGACAACCAAGGAAUGGACGCGCUGCUGCCACCUCUGGAUCUUGGCAUCCUUGAUUCCUCCCCUUUUAAAUCUUAAUAAUGGUUUUGGAUGCCUUUAUUCUUCCUUAAUUUGAACAAUUUAAUUGCCUCAGCGAGGGUUUAUAGCCCACAAAACUGAUAAAGUUUAUGUACAUAUUCCUUUUGUUUAUCCAUAGGAUACGCCGAUGUUAGACUUUCGGUGCUGAUGGGAGCAUCUUUCAUUUGAUGUUUGACCUGUUGAUGCCUUUUUUUUUUAUUUUUUUGGCUCGAAUAGGAUCAGAAUGAGAACACUAUACUAAAAGCUGAGUAAAUUUUUAAUUUUAGU